AUGGCCACUGUCAUUGCCACUGUGAUGCCGGCAAGCUUUGGAGGAAAUGGGGUGUUCUCUGGGCUACCUCUAACCAUACACCUGCCUGCUCCCCAGCAUCUCCUGCUUCUAGCCUGGUUGCCUACUGGGAUCACCCACCAAGAUCUCUCAUUCCGGGGGAGACCCCGAAGCCAUGGGACCCUGAGGUGCUACUCUGCUGAGGAACUGUCUCACGGCCAGGCUCCCCCACACCUGCUAACUCGAAGUGCCAGGUGGGAGCAGGCCCUCCCUGUGGCCCUGGUGUCCACUUUGGAGGCCACGGGCCAUAGGAGACAGUAUGAAAGACCUCCAGCUGGAACACAGUGCCCUGUGCUGCGACCAGAGGAUGUACUGGAAGCUGACACCCACCAGCGCUCCAUCUCACCAUGGAGAUAUCGCAUCGACACCGACAAGAACCGCUACCCACAGAAGUUGGCGGUGGCGGAAUGCUUGUGUCGUGGCUGCAUCAACGCCAAGACCGGCCGUGAGACAGCCGCCCUGAACUCUGUGCAGCUGCUACAGAGCCUGCUGGUGCUGCGGCGACAGCCCUGCUCCCAGGACGGGACAGCGGACCCUACCCCGGGAUCCUUCACCUUCCACACUGAGUUCAUCCGAGUGCCUGUUGGUUGCACCUGUGUUCUUCCCAGGUCUGCAUAGCGAGGACUUCUGCCACGGCCCCACCGCGGUACGCCGGGCUCCUUCCAGGCCCGACAGUCCGGGCAUCCCCUCAGAGGACGCCUGCUAUUUAUAUGUAUUUAUUGCUUAUUUAUUGACUCAAAAGUGCAGCCGAGGCUACACCCAGCCC
This is a messenger RNA of Peromyscus eremicus (cactus mouse), 823 nucleotides long. RefSeq names its product interleukin 17C (gene Il17c). NCBI's taxonomy places the organism in Eukaryota, Metazoa, Chordata, Mammalia, Rodentia, Cricetidae. Gene Ontology annotation, cellular component: extracellular region. The coding region runs from base 1 to 675 and encodes 224 amino acids. Gene Ontology annotation, molecular function: cytokine activity. The transcript is spliced from 3 exons. The record is from RefSeq and is a predicted model, not a curated record. Gene Ontology annotation, biological process: inflammatory response.